This is a messenger RNA of Penicillium soppii, 411 nucleotides long. Its product is annotated as cytidine deaminase. Gene Ontology annotation, cellular component: cytosol. The transcript is spliced from 5 exons. The coding region runs from base 1 to 411 and encodes 136 amino acids. The record is from RefSeq and is a predicted model, not a curated record. NCBI's taxonomy places the organism in Eukaryota, Fungi, Ascomycota, Eurotiomycetes, Eurotiales, Aspergillaceae. Gene Ontology annotation, molecular function: zinc ion binding; cytidine deaminase activity.
AUGUCAGUCACAGCCCAAGAACUGGAGACCCUCUCCAUAAAAGCGAUCGACGCCAAAGCAACUGCCUACUGUCCAUACUCUAAAUUCCGGGUCGGGGCAUGCAUUCUCACCAAAUCUGGCGAGUUCAUCACUGGCGCUAACGUCGAAAACGCCUCUUAUCCCGUUGGUACUUGUGCUGAGCGCGUUGCCUUCGGCACAGCUGUUGUCGCUGGUCAUAAAGAAUUCAAGGCUCUUGCCGUCGCGACAGAUAUCAGUCCCCCUGCUUCACCUUGUGGAAUGUGCAGACAGUUUAUUCGAGAGUUUACCUCGUUGGACUUCCCGGUUUAUAUGUAUGAUGGUGAGGGAAAACAUAAGGUUAUGACUAUGAAUGAGUUGCUUCCGGAAUCUUUUGGUCCUGGUCAGCUUAAAUAG